This is a messenger RNA of Colias croceus (clouded yellow), 3004 nucleotides long. Its product is annotated as probable peroxisomal acyl-coenzyme A oxidase 1. The transcript has 13 exons. Gene Ontology annotation, cellular component: peroxisome. Lineage: Eukaryota; Metazoa; Arthropoda; Insecta; Lepidoptera; Pieridae. The record is from RefSeq and is a predicted model, not a curated record. Bases 353 to 2359 code for a protein of 668 amino acids. Gene Ontology annotation, molecular function: FAD binding; fatty acid binding; acyl-CoA oxidase activity. Gene Ontology annotation, biological process: lipid homeostasis; fatty acid beta-oxidation using acyl-CoA oxidase.
GUGAUGAGAUUGAGAAUUGAAGAGUAAUUAAUAUUAAAGUUAUUUAGAUAUUUUAAUUGCUGAAUGUUUUGGUAAAAGUUAAUAAAAUUUGCUCUGACUAAUAACGCCUACACACGUAUCAAAACAUUCAAAAUCUGAAGCCCGUGGACUCAUUACAUCUUCACUUCAUUUAUCGUAAUUGCUGAGUUUUAUAUGAUAAGCAGUCAAACAAGUUUUGUGGAGUUUCAAGUAGUUUAACGUGCAUUCGCGCUAAGCAAGCGUUGAGUCGUUACACGUAUGUGAUUUACGUCUUGUGAAGUUGUGGUGACUUCGUUAACUUUCACUUAUUCGGUGGUGUUAAUUGCCGAUAAAAAUGUCGGUCACUAAAAUAAAUCCCGAUUUACAAAGAGAACGGGAUAAUUGCACUUUCAACGUUACGGAGUUGACAAAUUUAUUAGAUGGUGGUCCUCAAAAAACCGAAGAAAGAAAACAGCGAGAGGAUGUGGUACUCAAAGAGGGUAUCCAUAAGGAACCAGUGCCAGCUAUAUAUCUCAGCCAUAAGGAUAAAUAUGAGCUGGCUGUUAAGAAAUCAUGUGCAUUAUUCCAAAUGAUCAGGAGACUGCAGGAGGAAGAAAAUGCUGGCAUGGAAAAUUACCAAGCUCUCCUGGGCGGUACCUUAGGAACUGCUAUUUUUGGUGACGGCAACCCGCUGGCCUUGCACUAUGUGAUGUUCAUACCCACUGUGAUGGGCCAAGGGACGGUGGAACAGCAGGCCUACUGGAUCGGCAGGGCUUUUAAUUUGAGCAUCAUCGGUACUUAUGCACAGACGGAGUUGGGUCACGGUACAUUCAUCCGCGGCCUGGAGACGACAGCGACGUACGACCCGCGCACCAAAGAGUUCGUGCUCAACACGCCCACGCUCACCGCAUACAAGUGGUGGCCGGGGGGAUUGGCUCAUACAGCGAACUACUGCGUUGUAAUGGCCCAGCUGUACACCCAGGGCAAAUGUCACGGCAUUCACCCGUUCAUAGUGCAAUUGCGUGACGAAGAGACACACAUGCCAAUGCCUGGCAUUAAAGUGGGAGAAAUCGGUGCCAAACUUGGCAUGAACGGCACUAAUAAUGGCUUCCUAGGAUUGGAAAAUGUCAGGAUACCUAGGGAUCACAUGCUGAUGAAGAACUCUCAAGUUCUAGAGGAUGGUACAUACGUAAAGGCGCCAAGCUCAAAGCUCGCGUACGGAACGAUGAUGUUCGUUCGCGUGAUGCUCGUCAACGACAUGUGCAACUAUAUGGCGAAAGCCGUUACCAUAGCAACCAGGUACUCCGCUAUAAGGAGACAGUCGCAGCCGAAACCGGACGAACCAGAGCCCCAAAUCCUGGACUACGUGACGCAACAGCACAAGCUAUUGGUGGGGAUAGCGUCUGUGCACGCGUUCAAACUGAACGCUGAUUGGAUAUGGAACAUGUAUAAUAAUGUUACUGCGGAAUUAGAGUCUGGGGAUAUGGAGAGAUUGCCUGAGCUACACGCUCUCUCGUGCUGCCUCAAAGCCGUAGUAACAGCAGAUGCAGCAGAAUGCGUUGAACGGUGUAGACUUGCGUGUGGCGGCCACGGGUACAUGCUGUCCUCCAACUUGCCGCUUACGUACGGGCUAGUGACCGCAGCGUGUACGUACGAGGGAGAGAAUACGGUGUUGCUGUUGCAGACUGCUAGGUACCUAGUAAAAGCGUGGCACCAAGCGGCCGCGGGUGGUACACUCCCACCCACUGUGGGGUACAUCGCCCGAACUGGGGCUAGGAGAUCACCACCGUGGGACAACUCCAUACAGGGCAUCGUGGACGGGUUCCAUACUGUUGCUGCUGGAAAAAUCGGUCUGUGCGUCGCUCAAAUAGAAAAGCGCCAGAAGACGGGAAUGUCGUACGAAGACGCGUGGAACAUGACAUCAAUUCAGCUAGCUUCAGCGUCUGAGGCCCACUGCCGAGCAAUCAUCCUGGCGACAUACCACAAGGAAACGGAGCAAUUGGCCAAGAGCGUGUCGGCGGAGCUGCGGCUGGUGUUGCUGCAGCUCGUGGACCUGUACGUGCUGUACUGGGCGCUGCAGCGGAUUGGUGACUUGUUGAGGUUCACAUCGAUAUCGGAGCGCGACAUCGAGCAGCUGCAGGGCUGGUACGAGCUCACGCUCAGCAAGCUGCGCCGUAACGCUGUCGGACUUGUGGACGCGUUCGAUAUUAGGGAUGAGAUUUUAAAUUCAACACUAGGUGCGUACGACGGCAACGCAUACGAACGACUUAUGGCCGAAGCAAUGAAGAGCCCUCUCAACGCAACUCCGGUUAAUGAUAGUUUCCAUAAGUAUCUUAAACCUUUUAUGCAAGGAAAACUGUGAUUUAAUAUUAUAAGGGAAAAAACUUGAAAAAAAAUUGAAAAAAAUUCUGUGAAAAAAUUUUUUUUUUGCGAAAAAUUUAAUUUGAUGUUUGAAAAUGUAACUAUUGUGAUUGGUUUUUACUUAUGUGAUUUAAUUUUGUAAUAGUUUUAAAAAAUAAAAAACUGAAUUAAGUAUACCAAAAAUCCAAGAAAAAAUCUUCUUAUGACUGAUUUUAAUCCCUAAAAUAUUAAAACAAGACUUAUAUAUCUUAAAAGGUAGUAAAACCGGGUUUGUGCAAAUUAAUAAAGUUUACUUUUAUCAUAUUUUAUGAACAAGAUGAACAAUAUUUUCUAUAUUAAAAAAAAACGUGCUCAAAAUAUAUCUAUAUACAAGUUUGAUGAUAUGACAUUAAAAUUUUACCUUCUAUUUAUAUUUACAAGUAGUUAUUGUUAUCAAUAUUUUAAAAGUAUUGAUUUGGUGUGGAUUAGCCUGUACUUGCAGGAAAUUAUAAUUUUAUACUAUUAAAAUUAUUUUAAGAUGUCAUAGUGUAAGGUGGCGGUCAUACAUUCCAUGAAGUGGUGUCGUAUAGUAUUACAAAUAUGGAAAUUGUGAAAAUGUAGAGAUUAAAUUAAAUUUUAUAUGUAUAAUAAAUUUUAUAUUUUGUUA